CAAUAAAAGCAACUGCAACUACAGCAAUGACAGCAACAACUGCAACUACAGCAAUGACAACAACUACAGCAAUGAAAUCAACAACUGCAGCUACAGCAAUGACAGCAACACCUGCAACUACAGCAAUGACAACAACUACAGCAAUGAAAUCAACAACUGCAAGUACAGCAAUGACAACAAAAACUGCAACUACAGCAGUGACAGCAACUACAGCAAUGACAGCAACAACUGCAACUACAGCAAUGACAGCAACUGCAGCUACAGAAAUGACAACAACAACUGCAAUUACAGCAAUGACAUGAACUGCAACUACAGCAAUGACAGGCACAACUGCAACUACAGCAAUGGCAACAACAACUGCAACUACAGCAAUGACAGCAACAACUGCAUCUACAUCAAUAAAAGCAACAACUGCAACUACAGCAAUGACAGCAACUGCAACAACAGCAAUGACAGCAACUGCAAUUACAGCGAUGACAUCAACUGCAACUACAGCAAUGACAGCAAAACUGCAACAACAGCAAUGACAUUAAAAGCUGCAACUAAGGCAAUAAAAGCAACAACUGCAACUACAGCUAUGACAUCAACUGCAACAAUAGCAAUGACAGCAACUACUGCAGCUACAGCAAUGACAACAACAACUGCAAUUACAUCAAUAAAAGCAACAACUGAAACUACAGCAAUGACAGCAACUGCAGCUAAAGAAAUGACAACAACUGCAACUAUAGCAAUGACAGCAACUACUGCAACUAAGGCAAUAAAAGCAACUGCAACUACAGCAAUGACAGCAACCACUGCAACAACAGCAAUGACAACAAUACCUGCAACUACAUCCAUGACAACAAUACCUGCAACUACAUCCAUGACAGCAACAACUGCAACAACAGCAAUGACAGUAACUACUGCAACUACAGCAAUGACAACAACUGCAACUACAUCAAUGAUAGCAACUGCAGCUACAGAAAUGAUAACAAUAACUGCAAUUAGAGCAAUAACAUCAAAUGCAGCUACAGCAAUGACAGCAACAACUGCAACUAAGGCAAUAAAAGCAACUGCAACUACAGCAACCACAGCAACAACUGCAACUACAGCAAUGACAACAACUACAGCAAUGAAAUCAACAACUGCAGCUACAGCAAUGACAGCAACACCUGCAACUACAGCAAUGACAACAACUACAGCAAUGAAAUCAACAACUGCAAGUACAGCAAUGACAACAAAAACUGCAACUACAGCAGUGACAGCAACUACAGCAAUGACAGCAACAACUGCAACUACAGCAAACAACCACAAAAACAACCUAAUAUUGAACAACCACAUCAACAACCAGAAACUGAACAACCACAUCAACAACUUGAUACUGAACAACCACAUCAACAACCACAAUAACAAACUAACAUUGAACAACCAAUUCAACAACCAGCAACUAAACAACCACAUAAACAACCUGAUACUGAACAACCACAUCAACAACCAGCAACUAAACAACCACAUCAACAACCUGAUACUGAACAACCACAUCAACAACCUAAUAUUGAACAACCACAUCAACAACCAGAAACUGAACAACCACAUCAACAACCAGCAACUAAACAGCCAAAUCAACAACCAGCAACUGAACAACCACAUCAACAACCAGCAACUACACAACCACAAAAACAACCUAAUAUUGAACAAUCACAUCAACAACCAGCAACUGAACAACCACAUCAACAACUUAAUACUGAACGACCACAACAACAACCAGCAACUGAACAACAACAUCAACAACCAGCAACUGAACAACCACAACAACAACUAAAUAUUGAACAACCACAUCAACAACCAGCAACUGAACAACCACAACAACAACUAAAUAUUGAACAACCACAUCAACAACCAGCAACUGAACAACCACAUCAACAACCAGAAACUGAACAACCACAUCAACAACCAGCAAAUGAACAACUAUAUCAACAACUGCAACAUGAUGUUCAACAGCCAAACUAAAGAGGAAUUUCCCAUCAGUCUCUGCCUGACGUAGUAUUGAGCUCUCUGAUUGGACGGUUAUGUGUGCUAAAUCUCAACAUUACAUUGAAGACUAACUGGCUGGUAAAGUCUCCUGACAUCAGUUCAUGCUACGACGUAAGAACGCGUCUGUUUAAGGGUCGAUCCUGAUCCCAAGAAUCGGUGCAUCCCUAGGACAAACUCUUCAUCCCAACCCUAACGCACUGACGGACAACCUAAACUGGUCUAAACCCAGGUUUCUCAGAACCGGGAUCCGUUAAUAUCCCGGUUACUAGAGACGUUUUCAUGCACAAAGAGAAACUGGGAUCAUCAGGUCCAUGUAAACACAGUCGAUGACUCGCCAACGUCUCCUCUGAGCAGCAGGAUUUAGCCUCAGACAGAGGACCAGGUACGCUAUACUGGCCUAUGUGGAGGAGAAAUGACAAUGGUAGAAAUGAAGAACCUGGUACCAAACAGGGUCCAGUCGAGCUGAUACCGCUGAUAGAGGCGCACCGAUAGACGUUGAGACAACCCCAAAGGUUAAAGCACUUAAAGGUCCCGGCCUCUAACAGGUAGCCACUGAUUUAUGCUCAGAAAUGUGGCUUUAAAAUAAUCUCAGCAAACAAGCCAGAAAAAGAAAAACUCUUAGAAGUGAGUCAAAGUAGGGAUGCCCUGAUCACAUUUUUAUACAGCAGAUGUGAGAGCAGUCAAUCACAGCCAUGAAACUGAUCAGAGUGAUAGUUUCUGAUUUAUCUGCUGGUUUACUUAGCUCUGUAGUGUCCUUAGACCUCCUACAGGGGGCAGUAUCACCUGAUAAAAGGAGCCCACAGUCACCAACAUGCUAAAAAUCCAAACAACCUCCCAGUGCAGAGCUGUGGAAGAACACAAGAACGUCCUGUAGGGGAACAGAAACGGGCAAUUUGGCUGAUAGAAGAUCAGUGCUAAAGGUUUCAGUAAAAAUACUAGCACUGACGACAAAACAUACCUCAGCUCUGUCAUGGCUUUAUGAACCACUGAAAAUCACAAACGUCCAUUUUUUCAUUCCGGUCAUUAUUUAAGACUUUUUUUUCCUGUGAUGGUACGGGCGACCGUUCAGAGGGGACUGUCCUGAUUGUGUGGCUGCUGCCUUCAUUGUUGUUGAGUCAUCAUUGCUGUCGAUGUUGCCAUCUUUGUUGCUGUCAUUGUUGCUGCAAUCGCCGUUGCCAUGGUCACUGCCAUCAUAGUUGCUGUGGUUGUUGCUCGCGGCUCGGCUGCAGCUCCGUUACCUCGACCUGCACCCCCUCAGGAUGCACCUCUCCUCACCUCCUCAUCUCCCGCUGUGGGUGCAGAGCUCUAACUUUGAAGGGAAUUGUAGUUUUUUUUUUUGGGAUGAAUAGUGUCGUUUUAAAGAUGCUCUCUCUCUUUUUAGUGAACUUGGGUUCCGUCGUUUGCAGACGACAUCCUAGUGUAGUUUGGUAUAUUUCUAGCUUAUUGUAAGUCUUGCAUUCCAACCUCUUUGUGUAUCUCUUUAGUGACAUUUGAUCUGGAUGGCGUGCUGUUACAGCAGGAAGCUAACAAACAACCUUCAGCUACACCAUGUUUCAUAAAUCUGCAGUUUAUCGACUACAGGGAGAAAGAAGACUUUUGUUACAUAUCUCAUAUGCAAUCAGUUGCUGCCAAGUCAAAGUUACAGAUUAGUGUAUUGGUUGAUCCAAAGAGAUGAUGAACACAACAACAGAACUAUGACUGAUUGUACAGUACCGUGUAUCUUUGACAUGUCAUGUGUUAUGUGGAAAUGAUUAAAAGACGAACCAGCGGUUUCAUACUCUCCGGCCUCUUUCUUUG
This is a messenger RNA of Cheilinus undulatus (humphead wrasse), 3810 nucleotides long. RefSeq names its product GATA zinc finger domain-containing protein 14-like. The transcript is spliced from 2 exons. The record is from RefSeq and is a predicted model, not a curated record. NCBI's taxonomy places the organism in Eukaryota, Metazoa, Chordata, Actinopteri, Labriformes, Labridae. Bases 299 to 1801 code for a protein of 500 amino acids.